Sodiomyces alkalinus F11 is the source of this 750-nucleotide messenger RNA. RefSeq lists its product as hypothetical. The transcript is spliced from 7 exons. The record is from RefSeq and is a predicted model, not a curated record. Bases 1 to 750 code for a protein of 249 amino acids. NCBI's taxonomy places the organism in Eukaryota, Fungi, Ascomycota, Sordariomycetes, Glomerellales, Plectosphaerellaceae.
AUGGUAGAUCUGAUGUACCCGGCAUAUCACUGUAACCUUUACGUAUAUGAAGUACCCGUUGACCCGGAUUUCACCGUGAGACCGUGGAUCAUCGUCAUACCUUCUGUUCCCCCGAUAUCCGAUAUCCACAUCUACCCUCUCCAAGAACCCCAAGAGCCACCGGGCGAUUCGGCAGUUAUCGGGCUAGCUCGGACAUAUGGGAGCUCGGCCCUUUGUAUCCAUGGCGAGCUCACCAACCCCAGGCCCGUUAUUUUUGGCUUCUUCCGAAAGUAUCCUCCAUCCCCCUGUGGACGUGAUGCGCCGCCGCCCGACCGGACCGAGGCAUUCAACUUCAACGUCUUCCCCCGUCUUCCCCCGUCUCACCGGCUGGCUUUUCAACUUUUCGUAUUAGAUCCGAUGGGAAAAUCCAGACGCAUGUGGUCCGAUGCGCUUAGACUCUUUGACCUACGGGGAUCAGAACACCAUAAACACCAUGACGAGCUAGCAAUCACAGAGGCUGGCUGGGAACACCGAGUAGGGAACUACUCCCUCACCGAACGUACUUCUGAGCUCACCGCCUCUUGCUACUCUGCCAUGCCACCUCAGCGUCCCAUAGCGUCCCAUAAUGUUCUGCUAGACAUACAACCUUUGCUAGAGCCAACACUCCUAAGCCCCUGCAUUAUCACCAUCUCAUCCGUCAAACUGGGCGACCUAAAACCAUCCCCGGCUGCGCUGCGCCAGGCCAUUCCCAUAACGCCGGCCCUCGACUGA